Messenger RNA from Siniperca chuatsi (mandarin fish), 884 nucleotides. RefSeq names its product small ubiquitin like modifier 2a (gene sumo2a). Gene Ontology annotation, molecular function: protein tag activity; ubiquitin-like protein ligase binding. The coding region runs from base 131 to 421 and encodes 96 amino acids. The record is from RefSeq and is a predicted model, not a curated record. Gene Ontology annotation, cellular component: nucleus. The transcript is spliced from 4 exons. Lineage: Eukaryota; Metazoa; Chordata; Actinopteri; Centrarchiformes; Sinipercidae. Gene Ontology annotation, biological process: protein sumoylation.
UGUAAACGGACUUACAUCUUUAGUACAGCGCUCAGUUGAUCUGGCGCAGCUGUGUGCUGUAGCCGACUCAUAGUGGCGCGCCAGACAGCGCAGCCGCAGCAGAGCAAGCGCAGACAGAGCAGCAGCAACCAUGGCAGACGAAAAACCCAAGGAGGGAGUGAAGACAGAGAACAAUGAGCACAUCAAUUUGAAGGUGGCAGGGCAGGAUGGCUCAGUGGUGCAAUUUAAGAUCAAAAGGCACACUCCUCUCAGCAAACUGAUGAAAGCUUAUUGUGAACGGCAGGGGCUGACCAUGAGGCAAAUACGAUUUAGAUUUGAUGGUCAGCCCAUCAAUGAAACAGACACACCCUCGCAGCUAGAAAUGGAGGAUGAAGAUACGAUUGAUGUGUUCCAACAGCAAACCGGUGGCUCUUUUCUUUAAAGACUGUUUCCUACGAACAUCCCUACCUCCCCUUUUCAUCCCUGAACAUGCCCAGUCUUCAGAUGCUCAUGACCAGUGUUGAUACCAUCCAGUGGAAUAAUUUUACAAAAUGCUCAAAGGCAGCAGCACAGUUGGUGUAGAUAGAUUUAAUCACACUGUCAUUCGUAUGUUAACAUGUCUGAACUGCGCAGUGUAGACAACUUGUAUGCUGCAGUGAGUUUAACAAGCUUAAGAGAUUAAAAGCUUGUCAUGAUUAAACACUUUUUUUCCUGGAAGUUUUAAAGAAAACUCCUUGGUCCUUUUUUUUUUUUUUUUUUUUUUUUGUUUUUGUUUUUAUACCUAUGUCAUCGAAGUUUUGAUUCAGUUGGAAUUUUGUUAUUAUUCUCAAGUAAGACUGCGUUUUAAAUUCACAUCUGUUGUUAUGAAAAUGUAUUAGUGGAAUAAAUUGAGUCUCUUUUUUUAA